CUAGGUUAACCGUAAAGCAGUUUGUCCGAUCUGCAAGUUGCUAGUAUUAGGCCUACAGCUGCGUCUACGAUUUAUACAUUUUUGACGAUGAAAGUGGAAGUAGUACAACAUAUCGUUUAUUUAUAGUUAGUAUUAGUGCAUUUUAUGAAAAUGAUCAUUGAGAAUGUGGAAGCUUUGAAGUCGUGGCUGGCCAAACUCCUGGAGCCAAUAUGUGAUGCAGAUCCUUCAGCUUUAGCCAACUAUGUAGUUGCCUUGGUAAAAAAAGACAAACCUGAGAAGGAUCUUAAGGCGCUCUGUGCUGAUCAGUUGGAUGUGUUCUUACAAAAGGAGACAACUGGUUUUGUAGAUAAACUUUUUGAAUGCUUAACCACAAAAAACUACUUGGGAAAUCAAGAGCCACCAGCUAAGGAGGUUUCAAAGGAGGAGGCAAAGCCUGCCGCUCAGAAAGUUGAAGAAAGCAAGGAAGAGACUGGAAACGGUGAUGAAGAGAGGGAGGGACGAAGGAGGAGGAGCCCUUUGAGAAACAGGUCUGAUCUUAAUGAAUCGAGAGUUCGUGAUGACAAGAGAAGGGACGACCGCAAACGUCGAGAUGGUGACCGACACGGUAAGGCCAGCGAUCCGUACAGAGAGCGCUACGACCGCCGCGCAGGCACCAACCGGGCCCGGAGCUUCAGCAGGAGCAGGAGUAAGAGCCGCAGCCGCAGUGGCAGUAGAGGGAAGAUGGGGGACAAGGACCACAGUCGAGGAAAAGACCACAGGUUAAAAUUCGAGAUGGAGAGGAAGGAGCCAGAAGGUUACCUGCCACCCUCUGUGCCGAUGUGCAGCUCCCUCCAGCAGCAGCAGCAACAGCAACAGCAGCAGCAGCAGCAGCAGCAGCAUCAGCAGCCACCGCCGCCCCUGCUUCUCCCCCUGCCACCUCCUCCUCCGCAGCAGUACUCCUCGGGGGGCCAGGCCGUGCCCAGCUCCGUUACUGUGGUAGCACCUGCUCACCUCCCUGACAGCACCACCGAGAGCUGGUCUAAUUACUACUCCAACCACACCGACUCCAAGCCAUUCAACAGGAGCACCGCACUCAAGCGCCGCUGCCGCGACUACGACGAGAAAGGCUUCUGUGUACGUGGUGACUUGUGUCCCUUUGAUCACGGCAAUGACCCCUUAAUAGUGGAUGAUGUCACCUUGCCAGCCAUGAUUCCUUUCCCUCCCCCACCUGGCAUGCCUCCCCCCAGGAUGGGCAUGCCUCCGAUGGUGGAGCCGCCUUCUAAUAUGAGGAUACCACCCAUGCCUCCUCAUGGACAGCCCACACCACCGGGCAUGUUCCCAGUGCCAGGACCUCCACUAAUACCAGCAAGUGCGGUAGAUGCUCGGGAACACUCUGGGACAAGUUCAGUUUCUGCUCUUGCCCCACCAGGAGUAGGACCUCCUCCUGCUUUACCUCCGCAUCCUCAGUACACUUUAUCAGAAUAUAACUACGACCCUGAAGCAUAUAACCCAGAAGCACCUGGGAUCACGGCUCCAGGCAGACCCCAGUACAGGCAGUUCAUCCCCAGAAUACAGACGCAAAGACCUAAUCUCAUUGGACUCACCUCCAGUGAUAUGGACACACAGAAUUCAAGAGCGGCCAAUAUUGUGAUCCAGACUGAGCCCUCUCCCUCAGCAAUGACAAAUAAUAACGCAAGAUAUAGCAACGAUCAAGACAACCGCAAGAGGUCUAUGGCUAACACUGAGGGGCCCCAGGCAAAGAAGCCCUGGAUGGACAAGCAGAAUUUCAAUAACCAGCAUAAACCUGCUUUUCAAAAGAAAAACCAUUAUGCCAACACAAAACUUGAAGUUCGCAAAAUCCCCAGAGACCUUAACAAUAUUACCAAGCUGAAUGAACAUUUCAGCAAAUUUGGCACUAUUGUCAAUAUUCAGGUUGUGUUUGGCGGCGAUCCAGAAGCGGCUCUUAUACAGUACACCACAAACGAAGAAGCCAGGAGAGCAAUAUCCAGCACAGAAGCUGUGUUAAAUAACAGGUUUAUCAGAGUCUACUGGCACAGAGAGAAUAAUGAGCAGCAGCAACAGCAACAGCAGCAUCAGGCCCAGACACAGACUGCCCCCGUAGCAUUGCAGCAUACAAGUGUUCAUAAGGUCAUCAACAAACAACAUAACCCUGGAUCAUACGUUCUUAACAAAAUGACACCUAAACAUCGUCUUGGAAAUGCCACUGGGAAUAAAGGAGAUGCUCCGCAGCCCAGUACAGAAGUUUCACCGGCGAUGCCUGCCUCUAUGAGCCUUCAAAAAGGAGCCUACAGUUCUGCAGUCAUGAAGAUGACUUCAAAGCCAAUGGUGAAAGCAACUAAGGCACUUGAGGCACAUGAGGCCAUGAAGAAAAAGCAGGAAGCACUAAAAUUGCAGCAAGAUAUGAGGAAAAAGAAACAAGAAAUGCUAGAGAAGCAAAUAGAAUGUCAGAAGGUGUUGAUUAACAGACUUGAAAAAAAUAAAAACAUGAAGCCAGAGGACAGAUCUAGCAUUAUGAAGACCCUGAAAGACCUCACUGAGAAGAUUUCACAGCUGAAAGAUGAAAUGAAGCCAUCUUGUAACACUCUAGCAAAGUCAGCCCAGCUUAAGACUAAAAUAGAUGCACAGAAGGAACUGUUAGAUGCAGAGCUGGAUUUCCAUAAAAAGCUGAGUUCUGGAGAAGAUACAACUGAUUUAAAAAAGAAACUCAGUCAGCUUCAGGUAGAGGCGGCCCGCUUGGGGUUAAUACCCGCUGGUCGAGGAAAGGUGACCCCAGUCCGAGGUCGCGGAAGGGGACGAGGGAGGACCUUGAGGGGCCGAGGAGCUGGGAAUCACAUGGUGGUGGACCACCGACCUCGUGCUUUGGCCAUCCUGGGAGUAACAAAGGAGGAGAAGGAUGAACUGAUGCCUCAUUUUGUUAAAUUUGGAGAGAUUGAAGAGUUACGUGACCAUGAUGCCACAAGUGUUGUGAUGACAUUCAAGACGCGAAGUGAGGCAGAAAACGCUGCCAACCAAGGUGCAAAGUUCAAGGGUCGCACUCUGCAGAUCUCGUGGUAUAAACCCAAGACUCCAUCAGUAUCAACUGAACCAGAAGAAGAAGAAUCUAAGGAAGAGGAGGCUGAGUGCUCCCUCUUACACCCUGAGGAAGAGGAGGAAGAUGAUGACGAAGAGGAUGAGGAUGAAAGCCGUUCGUGGCGAAGAUGAAAAAAUUCUUCACCCCCCUUUUUUUUGUGAAAGACUGUUAAUUUUUGUAGUACAAAGUAGAUGUAUUUAAUAAGGUAGAAAUCAUGUUUUCAAAACAGAGUUCAGGUUUUGAGACUAAGAAGCCAAAAUAAGUGAAGUGUCAGAGACGGUACUUGCAGUAAUGGUUAUAAUAGGAAUGUGAGAAAACAAGACUCCAUUCAGCUGUCAGGGUUAAUCUGUUGUACAUUUUGGGAUAUCAGAUUUUGUAAUAGCUCUCAUUUAGCUGUACGUAGCAUAAACAAAGCAAAUUUUCUAGCACCUUCAUUCGAGCUGUGAGCCUGACCCUUCCUUCAGUGGCCUGCCCAGACUCCAGGAGUUUGUGUCUCUUAAUUGUCGAGGUAAAUUAAGUUCAGGUUCUGACAGGUUGUUGCUGAGCCUUUUGUUCAUUGCAGGCUUCAUCCCCUUUUAUAAACGGGGUGCUUUCUUGUCUAAUUGCUGCAAGGGUAGGAUCAAAAUUAGUGUGAAUAAACAAUUUAUGAAAACAUCUUUUUCAGAGUUACUUUUUCAAGCCCAUUUACACUUGGGAUUUAAGAAAAGGGCAUUUAGCUGUGCGUUACUGAUUUAAAAGAAACAUACAUUGCGGUUUUUACUGCAUAGUGGAACUGAAGUUAUGAACAUGCUUUGAGAUUUGAAAUUCUUUAGCUUGCCUUCUUUAUUUUUUUAAGUGCAGGCUGUUUUUGGUGAUUUAUAUAUUCUCACACUUAUGCGUUAAAUAGGACAUUUUGAUACUUUUAAUUGAAACCUUAAUGAAUUAAGACUAAAUAUUGUCUACAAGCACAAUAAAGGUGUCAUAAAAGCUAUACUUUCCCUAAAACAUUCUCAAAUUCUUUAAGAAAAGGAAAUUAUAUUCAGCACGACAUUUGGACUAUUUGAAAACUGAAACGGGCUGAUAAUUCGUUUUCAUGCAAAAAAACUCAGUACCCCCUAAAUAGAUUGAAAAAUAACAUACAAGAUUUACAGUAGGACAUUCUUUCCUAACCAGUUUUGUCAAAAGACUGGAUAGUUUUGUUCCAGAUUAUUUUGCAUUUUGUGUAAUAUGCAGUGCCACUUUAUGUAAAGAUCUACAUCAAAAAUGAAAGACUGUAGAUUGUGCCAGUAUUUCGUAAGGAAAGGAAUAAAAAUGUGAAUAGCUCUAUGAUUUCCCCAACAAUAUAAAUAGUUGUAAGGAUUUUUUUCAGUCAUUACCCAAAGAGUUCUUUGGCCUUUGUACAUGAUAUAUUAUAAGCAAACUUAGAACAUUUCUCACAUCCCUGUUCAAGAUAUGGAUUAUUUUACAGGGAACAAUUUAAUGCUUCUGCAUUAUGCAGAGUGGUGUUUGAAUGUAUAUUAAUACAUUUUUGUUUUGUAUAUAAUUUUGCCUUAUUGUCUAUUAAAUUACCAGCAGACAGCUGCAUUUUUAUAAGA
This is a messenger RNA of Lepisosteus oculatus (spotted gar), 4644 nucleotides long. RefSeq names its product RNA binding motif protein 27 (gene rbm27). Lineage: Eukaryota; Metazoa; Chordata; Actinopteri; Semionotiformes; Lepisosteidae. Gene Ontology annotation, molecular function: metal ion binding; RNA binding. Gene Ontology annotation, biological process: mRNA processing. The record is from RefSeq and is a predicted model, not a curated record. Gene Ontology annotation, cellular component: nucleus.